Molecule: messenger RNA, 3833 nt
Organism: Pungitius pungitius (ninespine stickleback)
Lineage: Eukaryota; Metazoa; Chordata; Actinopteri; Perciformes; Gasterosteidae
Product: interferon-induced protein with tetratricopeptide repeats 1-like
Exons: 2
Coding region: 580-1638 (352 amino acids)
Biological process (GO): defense response to virus
Cellular component (GO): cytosol
Molecular function (GO): protein binding
Source: RefSeq, a predicted model, not a curated record
AAUUUACACCGCCAUAGAAGUUGAACAUUUGUGAAUUUAUGGUGCCGCACCUAAUGCAGCUCUGUGUAUAGUCCAAAGAGCAGAGACUAGAGGACUCAUAUUUGGAAAACUAAAGCUGGUGAUGAGGUGAGCUUCUGUAUUCAGUAGUAUUGUUGUGUUUGAUACAUUUUCCUAUUGGUAUUUCCAUUUUUCAAUACCUUUUCAGUUUUAAUUCUCGAGUAUGUCUGUUUUCCUUCUUUUUUCUACUUCUUCUUUCUGCCUUUCUUCUGUUAUUUUUCCUAGUCAACCUCAAUCCAUUUAUUUUCCCUUUUCUUUUUUCCUCCUUUACUCCUCAUUUUCCCUUUCCUUCUUAUUUACUAAAGAUUUUCUCUUUCCUUCUUCAAUGUGGAGUCCUUCUUCACUCCUAGCAGUAACUAUGUCACUUUCUACCAGUGCUGCUCCGAGUCAGAGAACACUGGAGUCCAAGCUGGUGGCCCUGCAGUGCCACUUCACCUGGGAUCUGGACACCAGCGAGACUACACUUUACUGUCUCAAGGACAAGCUGGAGGACAUCGCAGGGCGGCGGAGGCCUUCCGCCAGAUGAGAAACACCGUCUCAGAUGAGGGUCCCUGGUUGGUGGUGAACCACGGGAACCUGGCUUGGCUGCACUACCAUAGGAGAGAAAGAGCAGAGUGUCACGCUCACCUUUUAAAAGUUGAAACCAUGAUGAAUGAGUAUCCACCUCCAUCCCAGGGCGAGCUCCACCCGGAGAUCUACGCUGAAAAGGCCUGGACCCUGAUGAAGUUUGGCACAGACAAAAGGCUGCAGGCUACAGAUUAUUUCCAGAAAGCCAUCAGGAUGCAGCCGGACAUGGUGGAGUGGCACACCAGCCACGUCAUCGGGUUAGAGAAUACUCUAAGACACACUGGCAAAAAGCUGGUGGCUGACAUCUUUGAGAAAAUGAAAAUUGCCAAGGAACAUGAUCCAGAGAACUUGUACCUUGCUGCUCUGUACCUUGAGGCACGUGCUAAGCAAGGGAAGAACAUCGAAAGUGAAGCACGUGAGUUGGCCAGAAGGGUUUUAAGAAAGCCCAUCAGCAGCUACAGUGGUAUCGCACCGUUACUAAGGCUGUACAGAAUCUAUGUGUCUAUGGAUGAGGCCAUUGAUUUGGCAGAGGAAAUUCUGGGAAGACAUCCAGAUGAGCGUUAUCUGAAGAAAUGCGCAUCGCUCUGCUACAAGAAGAGGAUCUUCCAGGGGAGUGACAAUCCACUGGAGCACAGCAUGAUCGACAGAGCAAUCAGUCUCCACAGGGAAGUGAUUACUCUUUACCCUCUUUCUUCACUUGCAAUAGAAAUAUCUCUUGCCGACAUAUAUGCAGAGUCCAAUAACCAAGCUAAAGCUGACCAUAUAUACAAGGAACUGCUGAAAAAGGAUCUGGAUCCCGAAGGGGCACAGAUGCUUUACAACUGCUAUGCAAAAUACGUACAUUUCAUCCGAAAGGAGAGCUACAAGUCAAUCGAAUAUCACAUGAAGGCGGCAGCGAUACUGCAUCAAUCUUCCUAUCGUAAGAACAGCAUCAAUACCCUGGAGAGGAUUAGAGCAAGAAACAGAAACCGAAUGUGCAGAGAAAUUGAUGAGUUUCUGAAUAACCUGCAAUAAAGCCUGGCAGAAAGAAGGCACAUUUAACAUAUUGCCCAACUGUUUGACUGUUUGUAACAACAUUGGGGGUAAAUCUUGAGUCUUACGAAUUAGAAACCUUCAUUGCAGAGGACAACUAGAAGACUCCUUUAAUAUUGUUUUAAGGAUAGGACUAUAUGAUAAAAUUAUGUUUUUUGAUUAAAGUCAGGAAAAGUGAAGCAAAUGGGUAAGGUCCUUAAUUAAACUUGCAUUCUUCCAUUUGACCAGAAGUGGACAAUUCCUUAGGGUUUCAGAGUAAAGUCUGAAUGUAUGGAAGAUAAAAUGGCCCUACUUGUCAUUCAAUGUAUUACCUCAUUAAACAAGUAAACAACGAGUUUUUGGUCUUCUGACAGAUUAGAGGCUCAUUAUCUCGAUUUGUUUUGAACUUGAGGUAUGUAUGUAUGUAUGCGAUAUAAGUGUGGGCACCCCUGUUGUAGAGGAUGAAUGGUAGCUAUCAUCCAGCAUAUAUUCAUGUCAUAAUCUGCUCUAUGUAAUAUUUUACAAGGUCUGAGUCUCAGUCGUACUAAGGAUAAACAGAAAACAGCAGUGAGAGACUGAUCGUGCUCAUAUUACUUCAAAGCUAAAAGAUAGCAGUUGACAUAAAUAUUGCAACAACUCCCCUCUGCCUGUUUCCUCUUCCCAGGGUGUUUAGCCAAAUUACUCUUUCUGCAGUUUAAGCAGAAUUCAAGUAUGAAUCACAGGAAGCAGUUAUAAUGAAAAUAUGUGUUGCUCUUUUUAGGAGUUAUUGCUGGAUAAUUUACCUAUUUUAUCGGGAUUGUAAAUAACUUGUUAUCUUCGGUUUGGGUAAAUAUUUAGUGCAACUAUAUUGUUGAUUUGCGAACUUUUAGAUGGUACACUACCGUUCAAAAGUUUGGGGUCACAGGGUCAAGAAAAGCACUGUUCUUUCAAUGUAGAUAACAUUAAAUUAAUCAGAAAUACGCUGUAUACAUUGUUAAUGUGGUAAAUAACCAAACUAUUGUUUUUUAAUGAAAUAUCUACAUUGGUGUAUAGAGGCCCAUUUCCAGAAACUAUCACUCCCAUGUUCUAAUGGUAAAUUGUGUUUGCUAAUGGCCUUAGAAGACUAAUGGAUGAUUAGAAAUAGUCGCCUCACAGGUCCUCAACUGGUAGCUUCUUUAAAUGCUACCCGCAAAACGGCAGUGUUCACGUCUCCAGUGAAGAGACGACUCCGGGAUACUGGCCUUCUAGACAGAGUGGCAUAGAAAAAGCCAUAUCUGAGACUGGCCAGUAAAAAGAAAAGAUUGAUAUGGGCAAUAUAACGCAGACAUUUGACAGAGGAAGAUUGGAACAAAGUGUUGUGGACAGACAAAUCAAAGUUUGAGGUGUUUGGAUCACACAGAAGAACAUUUGUGAGACGCAGAACAGCUGAAAAGAUGGUGGAAGAGACACCAUCUGCCAAGCACGGUGGAGGUGAUGUGACGGUGUGGGGCCUCUUUGAUGCUGUUAAAAUGGGAGAUUUGUACAAGGUAAAAGGGAUUUUAAAUAAGGAAGGCUAUCACUCCAUUCUGCAACACCAUGCCAUACCCUGUGGACAGCGCUAUAUUGGAGCCAAUAUCUACAACAGGACAAUGACCCAAAGCACGCCUCCAAAAUAUGCAAGAACUGUUUCCAGGAAGAAGCAGGCAGCUGGAAUGCUGUCUGUAAUGGCGAGGUCAGCGCAGUCACCACAAAUUGACCCCAUUGAACUUUUGAAAGGUAGUGUAUGUCUUUGAUAAUUAGUCGGGUGUGUGUCUGUGCGUGUGUAUAUCAAGCGCAACCUUCCACGUAAGACUAUUUUUAGCGUGUAUAAUUAAAACUGGUUUUGGAUUCCCACUUCAACCACAUUUAAAUGACCCAUUGACGUUACAGUAAGAUGCAAGUGAUUGGGCUGUUAACUGUGGUGCACUGCUACAUUGAGGUUGUACUCAUUUAUCAGUUAUCAGUAUCAAAAGUUUUCUUGAUUAAUCCAAAAAUUGUUUAAUCCAAAAACACUAAAUCUAUUCAGUUUUGUAUAACCUCAAACAAAAACCAUUUCCUAAUCCUCACCCCGUCUAAACAAAACCAUCUAACCCAUUGUUUGUUUUCUUGAAAAAUGACUAUUAUUUGAUCUCCUAACUGUAAUUUAUUCACUUAGAGUGUUUUGUAAUACAUUGCAUUUUAACAUCUGUACUAAAGUCUGC